AUGAUGUCCUUCAACAUCUCCACUCUUCCAUUGGCCAGGGACGCAGUGUCUUUGGUACGCAGGUUGGAAAGGACUACAGGAGUGUCAUAUGAAUUAGGUAAAUAUGUUCAAGAUGUUUCAAGACAACAAGACAAGCCCCUCAAGGAGCAACUGACCAAGUGGACCAAGACAGUCACUGACAUUAAUAAUCACAUUAACAACAACAUAAUCACUAAUGCUAAUAAAUUAGACCCCGCACUUAGCGAUAAGAUAACGCGUCAAAUUGAGCCCGUGCAGAAGGUGGUGGCGCAGUUGGGGAGGGUGGCGAAAAAUGAUGCUGUCAUCCAGCAGGCUAAAAAAGUAGAUGACGAGUUGUCCAACCAAAAACAGAUAAUGUUGAAUCAUAUAGAUGGGCAAUGUGAUGUGCUCCUAGAUAUUAUGAAAAAUGAGCUUUUGAUGGUUUCGAGGAAAAUUCAUAGUCUGAAAGAUACUAAAACGGUGCAGAUUCGGCGUCUCAAAGGGACGUUGAAUGAUGCUCAGCAUUAUUUACGAAAAAUUGAUGUCGAAUAUACUGAUACGAUUCAAAAGCAUUUUAAUGAAAUUAGCGGCAAGGUAACUGAAUUGGAUCCAAAAAACACGGAUUCCGGUGCUUUCGAUGAUGAAUGCAGAAUACGCAGGGAUGUUGUCGGUGUUAGAAGGAAGCUUGUGAGCAUAGGGGAAAACUUAGAGAUCUACAUGGCAGACUUGGAUAGAUGGAUGGAGGAAGCUAAAACAAUUAUUGAUGCAGCGAAGCAGAAUUAUGCUGACAAAAUACUCGACAUAGCUAAGGGCGUCGCUGGAAGUAAGAAAAACAUUAUCCUUAAUGCUGCGGAUGAGGUAGAAGAGAAAAUUGUUAGUCCACUGAAGGAUUACAUUCAAAAGGAGGUUAUUGGUGAAAUAACUAGGAUGGUGGAAAAAGCCCAAAGCGAAGUGAACGCAUUGGAUGGGAAAGUGCGGAAGGAUUUGGAAGACAUAAAAACGAAAAUAGAUAAUGGGAUAUGGGAUUACAUUGUACACUUGUCUAAAGCGGCAAAGGAAGAUAAUCUUAAUGACAUUGUCGAUCAGCUGAAUGUGAAAAAGAUUGUGAAAGGUCUUAAAGCGUUUGCGCAGGGUGCGAAUGGAGACAAUAUAAAAACAUCUGCUUACCAAGCCUUGUAUUUUGAUCUUCAGAAGAGAUUUGCAUCCGACGCUUUCAAGGCAGCUGAUGCGUUUAGCACACACGUUAAAAAUGUCAUGAAAGAAUAUAAUAAACACAAGGUGGGCCCGAUCUCCUCAGCACUUGAUGCCAUUAAGGAGUAUCCUAAGGUACUAAAGGUUGACGCAACUGCAAGCACCCUCCAGAAAUUUUCCACGACGAUUAAGGAUAAUCUCGACGCUCUCACCCUGGCGUUCUCCGAUGCGGGUGGACAUAUCCGAUCGAGUUUAAUAACCCUAGAAAACAUCAACAUUAACAACAAACUUAAUGGAAUCAAAGAGAAAAUUAACAGUCUUCAAAGUACCUCAUUAGCGAAAGUCAUCGAAGAAACCAACAAAACCAUUUUUGAAAAAGUGAAAAAGCUCGAAGAAGUCCCCAAUAUCGUUGACACGAAAAGAAAACAGACGUUCCAGAAAAUGCAGGAAUUAAAAAAUGAACUCCAAAACCAUCUCAAUAACAUUAAAGCGAACGUUGGAAUUGCCUAUCAAGAGUUUACAAAGGCCAUACAAGCUGUUUUGGACAAAUUGAUUGAAGCCCACAAAAAUGUCGAAAAUUCGAUUAUAACCGUCAAACAGACACUUAUUGACAAAACGGAAAAUGCCUUCUCCACCCUCACCUCCGCCGUCCGCUCCCUCUUCUCCGCCUCCCACGCCGCCGACCUCCAGGCCCUGCGCGCGCUCGUCGACCAGCAACUGCGGGAAGUGCAAAACAUAAUCGCGCGGGACGCAGUCACGGGCGUGAAGGGGAUGCUGAAGUGGAUGAAAGGCACAGGUGAAUAUUCUUUGGGAGAAAUUCAAAAAAUUGUUCCUACGCCAACUCAGCCAACUCUGACAGCGAAGGAUCAUUCCGGUAAGUUCAAAGACUUAUCCACAAGAUUUGAGAAAUAUGCUGAUAAAGUUCUCGUUUACAUCGAAGGACAAGUAAAAACGCCGAAUAAAGAUCCCUCUCAGGAUCCGGAGUCUAAUCCACAAUCCGAUAACGUCCACGAUAUUCAAGGCAAACUAGACUACUUACUUAACUAUCUUAAACGUAACACAUCUGGUAAUUUAAGUAGGCCGUAUAACUUCGAUCAUACAUCUAAUGAAUUGCUCGAUAAACUCAAGAAAUCCAUCUCCGCCCUCUCCCCCUCCACGUUCCACGGCUCCCACAACCCCCUGCUCCUCGACGCCCUCAGGCGCGGCAUGGACAAAUUCACCGAGCAACUCUCCCACGCGUACGUGAAUACAUACAGUGGGUGUAAGCCUGUGGAAAAGUGGGAGGAAGAUAAAAAGAUUGAUAAUCCUCAGAAACCUGGAGAGGAUAUCACUGUCCAAGUCCUUUCCACCGAGGGCCGCAACUGCGCCAAGGUCUGCCUGACCGUAUUUGACAUUCUCAGCGAUAAGUGGGACAAGAUGGAAUCAUCAUGUGGUUCACAUGGAGACAAACAAAUUCAUUCAGGAAUGAUUGAGAAACCAGGUGCAAACUUAGCGAAACAAGGGGGGAAAGCGGAACAAAUUAAAAACAAGCUCGGAGCAUUCUUCUCCGCUGAAGGCUUCACGGUCUCCGAUAAUGACAAGACACAAAACGGUGAGUUGAACAAGGACAAGAACGGCAGCGCAAUUAAGACUUUAUGUGAAAAGGAAAUUGAUAUUUCAAACCCUGGUCUUCUGGACGUCUUGAAAAGGCUUGAUUUAGGCAUUACCCAUAAGAGCAUAAAACUUAACGAACUAGUUAAUUACCUUUACCAUAUACUCGACAAGUACCGCCACGCUUGCCAUCUACGUCAUAUCCCAGGCGCCAAGCCGCCUACCAACAUAUGCCAAAUGCUAUAUUGGCUUGCUGGGUUGUAUUGGAAUAGGAUGUACAAUGAAUUGCGAUUGCACUUCGACACAUGGUUUAAGGCAUCAACUAAUGACUAUAAAUUAUCAAGCGAUUCGUUUGACGUCGCCGCGCCAUAUAGGGACGCCUCGACGAUGAAAGCAACCGUCAGCAUUAAAAACAUUAAAGACUUAUUCAACACUGUAACCCUGCGCUCAUAUGAAAUAUUACGUGCUUUCGUAGGCCAUGGCCAUGCUGACGGCCGUUAUGCCUGCGAAUUUUAUACCAACCCAGACAAUUUGGAAUAUCCUAAUGACAUCAGUAAAUGUUUUGAUAUGCUCGUAGAUAUAUGUUUAAGACUUAAUUACCAACUUCAUUUCCUAUAUACACAGUGCUGCAAUGGUCCUGAUAGUAGCGGCUGGCGUGAUUGCCAUUACGGCAGGCACGUCGGUGGGUCCAACUGGAACUGUAAUAAGUUCCAAUGUCCUGGCCAACAGGGUGACCAAAGUGCCAACCAAAUAGCUAACCAAACGUGUGAACAACACCCUAAGUGCUGUAUAAAAUCUCCCUCCAAGCAUAUUUGGAAGACGGUCUUCCAGGCUUCCUCCCACAUACAUUCACUUUGCCCAGUUGUAAGUUAA
Molecule: messenger RNA, 3651 nt
Organism: Babesia ovata
Lineage: Eukaryota; Apicomplexa; Aconoidasida; Piroplasmida; Babesiidae
Exons: 4
Coding region: 1-3651 (1216 amino acids)
Source: RefSeq, a predicted model, not a curated record